This is a messenger RNA of Sorex fumeus (smoky shrew), 593 nucleotides long. RefSeq names its product chemokine-like factor. The record is from RefSeq and is a predicted model, not a curated record. The transcript has 4 exons. Gene Ontology annotation, cellular component: membrane. NCBI's taxonomy places the organism in Eukaryota, Metazoa, Chordata, Mammalia, Eulipotyphla, Soricidae. Bases 103 to 507 code for a protein of 134 amino acids.
GCUGGGUCCACCGUACCCGCCAGGCUGCUGGAGGCGAGCCUAAGGGGAAGUUCAGAGGCUGGCGCGGAGGUUCUGCAGCCUCGAAAGCAAGGGAAACGAACAAUGAAAGGAAAGCUGCGGCCCUUCUGUUUCAGCGUGAACGGACGCAUGAAGAUGAUGCGGCUGGCACUGACUGUGACAUCUAUGAUCUUCUUUAUCGUGGCACAAGCCCCUGAACCAUACAUUGUUGUCACAGGAUUUGAAGCAGCUGCUGUUUUAUUUUUCAUAAUUUUAUAUGUGCUCAGACUUGAUCACUUAAUGGACUGUUUGUUUUGGCCUUUGCUUGAUAUUAUCAACUCAGUGGUAUCAGCAAUAUUCACAAUGAUUGUAUCUGUGUUGGCACUGAUACCAGGAAACACAACAAUUACAGUUCUUGGAGGGGUGUCGGGGUGUGUGGCUGCGGUAUUCUGUAUGGUGGACAUGGCCCUUAUCUACCGGAAACUUCGACUGAACCCAAGUGGUCCUUAAGAGAAAAUAAAUCAUGACAAAUGAUUAGUGCUGUGAUUAUACUCUCCUUUUUAGUUGAUGCUAUAUAUUAAGUGUCUUUGUUCUCA